Molecule: messenger RNA, 3570 nt
Organism: Erigeron canadensis
Lineage: Eukaryota; Viridiplantae; Streptophyta; Magnoliopsida; Asterales; Asteraceae
Exons: 14
Coding region: 282-3296 (1004 amino acids)
Molecular function (GO): phosphatidylinositol binding
Source: RefSeq, a predicted model, not a curated record
AAACACCCACGUCAACCUCUGCCUGCAGCCCUGCCUACUCAAAGAAAGAUAAAACACACACCCCCCAUUAACCCAAACCCCAACUCACCGAUCAAACAACCAGCCAGGCAGCACGAUCCUUUCAAUUAUUACUGUAUCAUUCAUAUUCACUCCCCCUUCUUCUAUUCUAUAUUUUACCCAAAGUUUCAAUCUUUAUUCUGGGUUUUAUCGUUUUCAAUCAAACCCACAAACAAAGAUUCUUAAUUUUUUUCUUUUUAUUGGACACUUCAUAAUUCUUAGUGAUGAACAAGGCCAUGGAAAGCUUACAGGAUCUGAUUGAAGAAGCUAAACUUCGUACUGUUUGGUGGGCCCUUUGUAUCUUUGCUGUUUCUUACUUCUUAACUAAUACUAGUAAGUCAAUGUGGAUGAAUGUUCCUAUAGCUAUACUUUUGGUUUCGGGAUCACGGAUCUUGUUAAAUGAAGUUGAGUUUCGAUGGAAGACCAGGAAUACCCGGCCGGAAACAUAUUUGUCACACUUGGAAAAGAAACAAUUGUCUGUGAACGAUUCACGGCUUUCCACCUUGCCUCCACCGCCUAAAUGGAAGAGGAAAAUUGAUUCUCCGGUUGUUGAGUCUGCGAUGGAGGAUUUUAUUAACAAGCUUUUGCAAGACUUUGUUGUUGAUUUAUGGUAUUCAGAUAUCACACCGGAUAAGGAGGCACCUGAGUUGAUACGGACAAUUAUUAUGGAUGUUCUUGCUGAAAUAUCUGCAAGAGUUAAGAAUAUAAACCUUGUCGACUUGUUAACGAGAGACGUCGUUGAUCUGGUGGGGGUCCACUUAGAGCUUUUUAGAAAAAACCAAGCAGCAAUUGGUGUAGAAGUUAUGGUAACAUUAUCUUCAGAAGAAAGAGAUGAAAGAAUUAAACACCAUCUCAUGGUUUCCAAUGAGCUUCAUCCAGCUGUACUGUCUCCCGAGAGUGAGUACAAGUAUCUUCAACGGAUCAUGGGGGCUGUCUUAGCUGUAGUUCUACGACCACGAGAAGCUCAAUCAGCUUUAGUUCGAUGCAUCUGCCGUGAGCUUUUAACAUGCUUGGUGAUGGAACCCGUAAUGAGAUUUGCAAGCCCUGGGUACAUUAAUGAGUUGCUUGAACUUAUUUUUCUUGCCUCUGCUAAUGAGGAAUGUAAAGAGGCGGGUGAAGACCAUAAGCCGGAUCAAUCUACUACUCCAAGCUCUGCAAAAAAUCCCGAAUAUUCUUAUCAUCAAAAGAGCGAUGUGGCACAAGAAGUUCCAUUAGAUGGUUCACACAUUAGAGUUACAGGUGUAGUUCAAGCAGAAACAAAGCAGUUACGGUCUGCUGAUUGGGCUCGGGUUCUUGAGGCGGCAACUCAGAGAAGGACGGAGGUUCUUCAGCCUGAAAAUCUUGAAGACAUGUGGACUAAAGGAAGAAACUAUAAAAAGAAAGCUCAGAAGAUUGAUCAGAAGAAUGCUGCUCGAGGACUUAAAAGUGGUAUUGAUAAAAAUUCGGGGAAGGAAAUGUCAUCUAAGAAGCUUGAGACUUCAACCAGCAUUGGUAGGGCUUCAGGACAGAUUCCCCCUAAACCUCGUCUAGAUGGUCAGUUGGAUGCUCAACGGAGAGACCAAUAUCUGGAUGGUGGGCAAACUCACAUGUUGACUCUUGAUGACAGAGUUGAAGAGGAUUAUGCUGUUGGUGGUGGACGUAAAAGUACUUUUAGAAAGUCAAAUAGCGCUUCUGAUUUGGACAAGCAAAUUAUGGUUGAUACUGCAUAUCCGGACCAAGUGAGUAGGUCUAUUAUCUCAGAGUUUUAUAGUGCAAAUGCUGGCAGAAAUGAUGGAUCUCAUGUUAAUGUUGCUUCUGAUAAAGUAUUACGCAUUGAAGGAUAUAACCCAAAGCUCAAGUGUCGGGUUCUGGGAGCAUAUUUUGAGAAACUUGGGUCAAAGUCUUUUGCAGUCUAUUCCAUUGCAGUAACAGACGCCGAAAAAAACACUUGGUUUGUGAAAAGAAGAUACCGAAACUUUGAGAGAUUGCAUCGUCAACUUAAGGACAUUCCAAACUAUACAUUACAUUUACCUCCUAAAAGGAUAUUUUCGUCGAGUACAGAAGAUGCCUUUGUUCACCAACGUUGCAUUCAGCUUGAUAAAUAUCUACAAGAUCUUUUGUCUAUAGCUAAUGUCGCGGAGCAACAUGAAGUGUGGGACUUUUUGAGUAUUUCUUCAAAGAAUUACUCUUUCGGAAAGUCGUCUUCUGUAAUGAGAACGCUAGCAGUCAAUGUGGAUGAUGCCGUGGACGAUAUUGUCCGUCAAUUUAAAGGCGUUUCAGAUGGUUUAAUGCGGAAAGUUGUUGGCCCAACUUUCACUUAUGAACCCUUGCCUUUGGCUACAAGCAGCAGUUUAACAUGGAAAGCAGAUGAACUUAGUAACUCCUUCACUAGACAAACAACCUCAGAAUCGGCUAAUAGUCUUUCUGAUAAUGAGAUGAACUCUACUGAAAAAAUUAAUGGGUGGCAUUCAGACAAUGAGUUAAAUUCGAAAGAAUUUCCACCUAGGGUUGUCAAACAUGAUGAACUUAUACGAAGCUUAGAUCUUGAAAAAAGAGCUAGUUUAGGGGUGCGGUCUGAAAUACUCAACAUGGCUGCCAAUUUUCCGUCAACAUCAAAUCGCGUGGAAGAUCCGCUCGGUGUGCCAGCAGAGUGGACCCCCCCUAACGUUAGUGUUCCCUUGCUAAAUCUAGUGGACAAGGUAUUCCAACUCAAUCGAAGAGGCUGGUUGAGGCGUCAGGUGUUUUGGAUAUCGAAGCAAAUUUUGCAGUUAAUGAUGGAAGAUGCCAUUGACGACUGGCUCUUGAGACAAAUACAUUGGCUUAGGAGAGACGACAUUGUGGCUAGUGGGAUUCGUUGGAUACAAGAUGUUCUGUGGCCCGAAGGCAUAUUUUUUACUAAAGUAAAUGGUCAAAGUCGGACUGGUCCUCAAUCUGAUCAAGAUUCUCCCUUAGCCACAAGUCAAUCAUCUGGCAGUAAGAUCAAUAAACAAGCAACGUUCGAGGAGCAGCUUGAGGCUGCUCGAAGGGCUAGUGAUAUCAAGAAGAUGAUCUUUAAUGGAGCGCCUAGUACAUUGGUCAGCUUGAUCGGUAAUAAUCAAUACAAGCGUUGUGCAAAAGAUGUAUAUUAUUUCCUCCAGUCUGAGGUGUGUUUGAAGCAGCUUGCAUACGGAUUACUUGAACUAGCAAUCGUAACAGUCUUUCCCGAGUUGCAUGAUAUUGUGACAGAUGUUCACAAGAUGAAGCAAACCCCACCUGUGUAGAUUCCUGCAUACGUCUCGCAAUGUUUUCACAACUUUAUCACCUCCUGCGUGUAAUCUUGGAAUUUUUUCCGCUUAGAUCUCCAAAACUCUGAUGUUUACAUGGCCUUGUUUUUUGGUUUUGGGGUUCUCACAUGUUCAACUUCUUUUUCUGAUUUUAGUCUAAUUGUACAAAAUUAUGUAGUUCAGAAUGUGCAUAGUAAAACAGUACAAAUGAUACCAUCUACCCUUACGUGCCAUAUUUAACCAUAGUUUAGCAAUUAUGUUUGUUGAUCCA